Messenger RNA from Aphanomyces astaci, 1040 nucleotides. RefSeq lists its product as hypothetical. The transcript has a single exon. Bases 582 to 935 code for a protein of 117 amino acids. NCBI's taxonomy places the organism in Eukaryota, Oomycota, Saprolegniomycetes, Saprolegniales, Verrucalvaceae. The record is from RefSeq and is a predicted model, not a curated record.
GUACUCAAAUAACGAAAAAUGUCAUUUUCAAAAUGGAAUAUGGCGUUUUGAACCACCUCAAGGAGUGGGGUGAUCUAAUGGUUAUCACACGAACCCUUUCUUUGCUGCAGGUUUACGUUGGCUAGGGUUCCAAGAACGCCACUUGGAUUUGAAACAAGGCUGUGAGCAGCAGCGCGCGGUCUUCAGGUGUCGACUCCACGGGGAAUUCCAGCACGAACGCCCGAGAAAACUCGUGUCCGUCGCUACCCACCAGCUGCAAAUACCCAACGAUGUCCCCAUGAGGGUCCAAAAUGUCAAAGAUGCCGUUGCGGGUGAUGGCGGUGCCCGCACAGCAGUUGUUGACGCGGCCGCAGCUGCAAAAGUUGGUGCGUAAGGUGAACCUGGUUUCGUACUUGUCGUAAGGGAGCAGGCGAUCAAUAUCCGUGUACGACGUGCAGAGGCAGCACAUUUGGUAGCAUCGCUUUAAGUACCCGUCAAAGUUUUCACGGACGCGACCAAAGCGCACAGGAUUCUGCUGCCCAGUUGUCGACUGCUGUCCAGUAGUCGUCGAUUGAUUAGGGGUGGUGCUGACGUCGAGAUGCAUGGGGCAACACCAGAACCCGCUGGUUCGGAAGUGCCGCUUGGCCAAGAACACGUCCCCACCGCCGUCGACCAUGAAGUGGAAUCGCAGUGGGCGUAAUUUGCGACAGCCAAACAUCGCCAGCAUGAUGUGCAGCCCCAGAGACGAUUCUUCGUGCACAACCAUGAACGACUCGAGAGUAUCCAGUUCAGCUGACGUGGGGGUCCACCCUACGUCGGCUUCGUCCGUGGGGUGUUUGCGGGCUUGCUUGUCGUGCGGCAGACGGUGGACUUUGUACGUCCCCUGCGGAGUGUACGGUAGUGAUGACGCACCACGGCCGCCAUCACUGGGGCGAGGGACAGUGGCGCUGACUUGAAGCCGCUGGUGAAUCACGAGGCCCCGGGCCUGUCCCAACUGUUGGUCGAUUGCGGCCGCCGUAUGAAGAUCCGACAUGUUGUUUUCUGGCGGGGGGGGGUAGUCU